Jaculus jaculus (lesser Egyptian jerboa) is the source of this 954-nucleotide messenger RNA. It is a transcript of the gene Slc10a1, whose product is annotated as solute carrier family 10 member 1. Gene Ontology annotation, cellular component: membrane. Gene Ontology annotation, biological process: bile acid and bile salt transport. NCBI's taxonomy places the organism in Eukaryota, Metazoa, Chordata, Mammalia, Rodentia, Dipodidae. Gene Ontology annotation, molecular function: bile acid:sodium symporter activity. Bases 1 to 954 code for a protein of 317 amino acids. The transcript is spliced from 4 exons. The record is from RefSeq and is a predicted model, not a curated record.
AUGGAGGGGCACAAUAUGUCUGCCUCCUUCAACUUCUCCCUGCCACCUGGCUUUGGCAAGCGCCCCACUGACCUGGCACUGAGCGUCAUCCUGGUUAUCAUGCUGUUACUUAUCAUGCUUUCUGUGGGCUGCACCAUGGAGUUCAGCAAGAUCAAGGCCCACUUCUUUAAGCCCAAGGGGUUAAUCAUCGCCCUGGUGUCUCAGUACGGCAUCAUGCCCCUCACUGCCUUUGUGCUUGGCAAGGUCUUCCGGCUGACCAACAUCGAGGCGCUGGCCAUCCUCAUCUGUGGCUGCUCACCUGGGGGAAACCUGUCCAAUGUCUUUACCCUGGCUUUGAAGGGGGACAUGAACCUCAGCAUUGUGAUGACCACCUGCUCCACCUUCUUCGCCUUGGGCAUGAUGCCUCUCCUUCUGUACAUCUACUCCAGAGGGAUCUACGAUGGGGACCUGAAGGACAAAGUGCCCUAUGGAGGCAUCAUGGUAUCACUGGUCAUGGUUCUCAUUCCUUGCUCCAUAGGGAUCUUUCUCAAAUCCAAACGGCCACAAUAUGUACCCUACAUCAUGAAGGGAGGGAUGAUUCUCACUCUCUUCCUCAGUGUGGCUAUCACAGUCCUCUCUGUCAUCAAUGUGGGCAAGAGCAUCUUGUUUGUCAUGACACCACACUUACUGACAACCUCUUCCCUGAUGCCUUUGAUUGGCUUCCUGCUGGGCUACAUUCUCUCUGCUCUCUUCCAACUCAAUGAAAGGUGUAGACGCACCAUCAGCAUGGAAACAGGAUUCCAAAAUAUUCACCUCUGUUCUACCAUCCUCAAUGUGACCUUUGCGCCUGAAGUCAUUGGACCACUUUUCUUCUUUCCUCUGCUCUACAUGAUUUUCCAACUCGCAGAAGGGUUUCUCUUCAUCAUCACCUUCCGAUGCUACGAGAAACUCAAGCCUCCCAAGGGUGAGUACUGA